Molecule: messenger RNA, 435 nt
Organism: Trypanosoma rangeli
Lineage: Eukaryota; Euglenozoa; Kinetoplastea; Trypanosomatida; Trypanosomatidae
Product: large subunit ribosomal protein L31e
Exons: 1
Coding region: 1-435 (144 amino acids)
Biological process (GO): cytoplasmic translation
Cellular component (GO): cytosolic large ribosomal subunit; ribosome
Molecular function (GO): structural constituent of ribosome
Source: RefSeq, a predicted model, not a curated record
AUGGACUCUGAGAAGCGCAAGAAGUAUCACGGCGUUGGCAACACCGCUGAGCGCUCGCGCGUGCGUGGCUCUACCCGUGCCGCGCUUCGCAAGCAGACCGGCCGCAAGCCUGACAACAUCACUGUGGAGGCAACUAUCCACCUGGCGAAGCUGCUCAAGAAGAAGACCUUCCACAAGCGCGCGCCCAUCGCCAUCAAGCGCAUCAAGGCCUUUGUUGGCAAGCUGAUGAAGACGAAGGACAACCGCAUCGACGCCUCUUUGAACACGUACAUUUGGCACAAGGGCGUGAAGGGUGUUCCUGGCCGUGUUCGCGUGCACGUGGAGCGCAAGUCUGAGACCCCCGAGGGUGGCAAGCGCAAGCACUUCUACACCGUCAUCUCCAACGUUCCUGUCGCCUCCUUCAAGAACCUCACAACGAAGGUGACUGAGCAGUAA